UCCCGCGCGCCCAGCUGCCGCCGCCCGCUCUCGGGUGCGGCGACGAUGCCUCGGACCGCGACCCCCGCCCCCGCCCCGGCCCCGGACCGGGCCUGCGGCCCCUGUCCGCCCCGAAAUUAGCCACUGGGCGCGCGGCGCCGAUCUCGCACCGCCGCAACGAUGGGCAACACCGUGCACCGGACCUCACCAGACUCCAGCCCCCCGGCGCGCCUCCUGGCCACCCGUCCGUGCUGCGGCCCAGGGCCUGAACAACAGCAGCAGCAGCAGCAGCAGCGGCACCUGGUGCUGGGCGAAGCCCCACGCUUCCACGCACAGGCCAAGGGCAAGAACGUGCGCCUGGACGGCCACUCGCGGCGAGCCACGCGGCGCAACAGCUUCUGCAACGGGGUGACGUUCACGCAGCGGCCAAUCCGGCUGUACGAGCAGGUGCGGCUGCGCCUGGUGGCCGUGCGCCCGGGCUGGAGCGGUGCACUGCGCUUCGGCUUCACGGCGCACAACCCCUCGCUCAUGAGCGCGCAGGACAUCCCCAAGUACGCCUGCCCGGACCUGGUCACCCGGCCCGGCUACUGGGCCAAGGCGCUGCCGGAGAGCCUGGCGCUGCGCGACACCGUGCUGGCCUACUGGGCCGACCGGCAUGGCCGUGUCUUCUACCGCGUCAACGACGGCGAGCCGGUGCUCUUCCACUGCGGAGUGGCCGUGGGCGGCCCGCUCUGGGCGCUCAUCGACGUCUAUGGCAUCACCGACCAGGUGCAGCUGCUCGAGAGCACCUUCGCCGACACGCUACCGCCCGCACGCCUGGGCCAGGCCCGCUUCAGCGCCUGCCCGCCGCCUGGCAGCCACGACGCGGCCAACUUCGACAACAACGAGCUGGAGAACAGCCAGGUGGUGGCCAAGCUGGGGCACCUGGCGCUAGGCCGCGCCCAGGGCCCGCCGCCCGCCGACGCCACGGCCGCCGCCAUCCCGUGCGGGCCCCGCGACCGCCCGCGGCCCGCGUCCUCGCCCGCGCUGCUCGACGCCGACCUGCGCUUCCACACCACGCGCGGGCCCGACGUGAGCCUGUCGGCCGACCGCAAGCUGGCCUGCGCACCGCGGCCCGACGGCGGCCGCACGCUCGUGUUCUGCGAGCGCCCGCUGCGGCCCGGCGAGAGCCUCCUGGUGGAGGUGGGGCGCGCGGGGCUGGCGGCGCCCGGCGCCGUGGCCUUCGGCAUCACCUCCUGCGACCCCGGCGCGCUGCGGCCCGCCGAGCUGCCCGCCGACCCCGACGCGCUGCUCGACCGCAAGGAGUACUGGGUGGUGGCGCGUGCGGGGCCCGUGCCGAGCGGCGGCGACGCGCUCAGCUUCACGCUGCGCCCCGGAGGCGACGUGCUGCUGGGCGUCAACGGACGCCCGCGCGGCCGCCUGCUCUGCGUGGACACCUCGCAGGCGCUCUGGGCCUUCUUCGCCGUGCGCGGCGGCGCCGCGGGCCAGCUGCGCCUCCUCGGUACGCUGCAGUCCAGCCCUGCAACCACCACUCGGUCGGGAUCCCUCAGCGGCUCCCAGGAUGAUAGUGAUUCCGACAUGACCUUCAGUGUCAAUCAGUCUUCCUCAGAGUCGGAGUCAUCCCUGGUGACAGCCCCCAGCUCCCCGUUGAGCCCCCUGGUGUCCCCAGCUUUCUCCUUACCUGAGCCCUCGGCCAGCAAGAAUGGGGAGUGUACUGUGUGCUUCGACGGCGAAGUGGACACGGUCAUCUACACCUGUGGACACAUGUGCCUGUGCUACAGCUGCGGCCUGCGACUCAAGAGGCAGGCCCGAGCCUGCUGCCCCAUCUGUCGGCGGCCCAUCAAAGAUGUCAUCAAGAUCUACCGGCCGUAGCCUGGCUGCCUGCCGGCAAGGUCACCACCUGCUGGCAAGGUCACCGCUUAGAAGACAACACUCUGGCCACCAGGGAGAGCAGGGGCACCAGCCGUCUCUCCUGCAGCUCUCCUGUGCUGGACACAGCGUGACAGGUGUGGAGACCAACCUGGGGGAGGGGGCUCAGCCCGGGCAAGGAGUUGCUUGUGCCCCCCAAGUGCUUUGCACAGCCCCCCAAAGGGCCCACCCAAGAGCAAGCUCAGGACCUGCCUAAGGAGUCCCCUACCUGCCAGUGACCUUUGGGGAGACAGCGUCCCCCCAUCUGUGCAAUGCUUCUUUCUGGAGCUGAGUGUGGGAGAAGAAGGGGAGGGAGGUGGACAGCGUAGACAGGAGGGGUGAGCAAGAAGGAUGGCGGGCUCCAGAUGUUGCUUCACCGUAAGGAAUGUGCAAGCCAGACUCCAGAUGUUAACGCCACGGAAAACCUGUUCGCUUUCUGAGACAGCGCUGGUUUUGAAUGUACGGGGCCUGAGCCCACCCAGAACUCCCUUGGAUGGUGUAGGAAAAAGAGGAGGAGGGGGAUGGGCAAAUUGUCUCUAAAGCAAAGGCAAAAAUAACCCAUUGUUUACAGCUCCGGAGCAGGUGCUUCUGGUUGGGGCAGGGGGAGGUAGAUGGCAGAGAACAGCUGGCUAUUUUCAGUUCUUACUCACGCUCGAAGGCAUGUUU
This is a messenger RNA of Perognathus longimembris pacificus (Pacific pocket mouse), 2553 nucleotides long. RefSeq names its product neuralized E3 ubiquitin protein ligase 1B (gene Neurl1b). The coding region runs from base 160 to 1851 and encodes 563 amino acids. Gene Ontology annotation, cellular component: early endosome. The transcript is spliced from 5 exons. Gene Ontology annotation, biological process: ubiquitin-dependent endocytosis. NCBI's taxonomy places the organism in Eukaryota, Metazoa, Chordata, Mammalia, Rodentia, Heteromyidae. The record is from RefSeq and is a predicted model, not a curated record. Gene Ontology annotation, molecular function: ubiquitin protein ligase activity.